AUGCACCAUGUGCCUUAUCUCUCCCUCCCUCCAUCCAGCUACCUAUACCGCAUACACGCGUCUCCGUCCGCCCAUCCCUCCAUAUUCGAUCGCAACCGCGUGUGGCACGUGCCGGCCCAUCUGGACGUGCAUGCCAUGCGCGCUGCAGCGGCAACUCUCUGCGGCUUCCACGACUUCUCCUCCUUCAGGGCCUCAGGCUGCCAGGUGCGCUUGUGCUGUGAGAUGCCAUGCGCACUCGCUGCAACCCAGUACAUCCAUGUGCCACGUGCCGGCCCACCUGGACGUGCCGGCCCAUCUGGACGUGCCUGCCCACCUGGACGUGCCGGCCCACCUGGACGUGCCGGCCCACCUGGACGUGCCGGCCCAUCUGGACGUGCCUGCCGGCCCAUCUGGACGUGCCUGCCUGCCCACCUGGACGUGCAUGCCAUGCGCGCUGCAGCGGCGGCUCUCUGUAAGUGGGUUCCACGACUUCACCUCCUGCAGAGCCUCAGGCUGCCUGCCAGGUGCGCUUGUGGGUGCAGCAGCAGUGAGCCAGAUUUUCUGCCACAUGCACACAGCAGUAGCCAAGCCAGCAGCAGCUGUAGUUUUAUGUGGCUCGCCUCGUCUGUUUUCCUCCUCCUCCUCCACUCCGCUUCUCUCCCCCGUGCUCCUCCACUCCGCUUCUCUCCCCCGUGCUCCUCCACUCCGCUUCUCUCCCCCGUGCUCCUCCACUCCGCUUCUCUCCCCCGUGCUCCUCCACUCCGCUUCUCUCCCCCGUGCUCCUCCACUCCGCUUCUCUCCCCCGUGCUCCUCCACUCCGCUUCUCUCCCCCGUGCUCCUCCACUCCGCUUCUCUCCCCCGUGCUCCUCCACUCCGCUUCUCUCCCCCGUGCUCCUCCACUCCGCUUCUCUCCCCCGUGCUCCUCCACUCCGCUUCUCUCCCCCGUGCUCCUCCACUCCGCUUCUCUCCCCCGUGCUCCUCCACUCCGCUUCUCUCCCCCGUGCUCCUCCCCUUCUGGCACGCCCUCCCCUUCUGGCACGCCCUCCCCUUCUGGCACGCCCUCCCCUGAUCGUCCCUCUUCCUCCCACCCACGUCUGCAUGCAUUUCCCUUCUCUCUCCCGAUCCACACCAUACCUCCCUCCCACCAGGCGCGCUCUCCUCUCCACUCGUUCACAGAGCUCUCGGUCUUUGAGGCGCGCUCCCCUCUGCGCUCUCUCCAUCUUUGAGGCGCGCUCCCCUCUGCGCUCUCUAAGUGAGCUCUCCAUCUUUGAGGUGCCCUCCUGGUCCGCCAGCCUGCCCGCUCUGACUCUCCCCCACUACCCCAUCCCCACCACUCCACACCACUCUCCACCAAUCCUUUUCGCUUUUCUCCACCAGGCGCGCUCCCCUCUCCGCUCUCUAAGUGAGCUCUCCGUAUUUGAGGUGCCCUCCUGGUCCGCCUGCCUGCCCGCCUCCUCCCACCCCUCCUGCACCACGUGGCAAGGGCCUGAAGGGCCAAAAGGGGAGGCAGAGGGACGUGAAGUAUCCACCUGGCACGGCCCUGAGAGGGCGAAAGCAGGCACAGAGGGAGGCGAAGGGGAGGCGGUAGCGGUUGUGUGUGGAGAGAAACGAGGGAGGGAAGAGGAGGGAGUGUGUGCAGAGGGGAGGGCAGAGGGGGCGAGUGGCAAGAGGCUGCGUGGGGAAGAGAGAGGGGAGGAGUCGCGGGGAGAAGAGGAGGAUGGGGUGGAGAAAGAGGAAGGGGGUGGAGGAGAGAAAAGAGCGGAAACGAAAGGGGAGAGUGAGAAAGAGGAGACAAGGAGAGUGAGGGAGGGGACAAGGGAGGAGGGGGAAGGGAAGGAAGGGGAGGGAGGGGAAGGAGGGGAGGAAGGGAAGGAAAGGGAGGAAAAGGGGGACAGUGUGGAAAGUGGCGAAGGGGUGCAGAUGCUGGUGGUGCGGGCGAGGGCCCCCUCGUUCCUGUACCACCAGGUGCGGCUGCUGGUGGGACUGCUCAAGGCCGUUGGUGCAGGGGCCGUGCAGCCUGAUACAGGUGAGGGAAGGGGGGGGGAAGAGAAAGGGUUAGAUUGUGUUUUCUUUAAUCGGUUUCAUCAGGUGCGGCUGCUGGUGGGGCUGCUCAAGGCCUGGCCGUGGGAACAGGGGCCGUGGAGCCUGGCGCAGGUGCGGCUGCUGGUGGGGCUGCUCAAGGCCGUUGGUGCAGGGGCAGUUUACCCCGAGACAGGUGAAAAGAGAGAGGUGCGACUGCUGGUGGGGCUGGUCAAGGCCGUGGGAGCAGGGGCGGUGCACCCCAACACAGGUGAGGGAGAGGAGGGGAGAACAGGGAUGUGGGGAGACGUGAAGGUGGGGGGAGAGAAGGGAAUAAGAAACUUCAAGUCAAUCCUGGAAGCGAGGGACAUCCAGGGAGUGCCGCCCAUGGCGCCGGCCUGUGGCCUAUACCUUGCCACUGUUGCCUACGGCCCCCAUAGGCCCAAACGAGCCUCCUCACAGCAAUGA
This is a messenger RNA of Closterium sp. NIES-65, 2466 nucleotides long. The record is from the annotation of a GenBank genome assembly. NCBI's taxonomy places the organism in Eukaryota, Viridiplantae, Streptophyta, Zygnematophyceae, Desmidiales, Closteriaceae.